Messenger RNA from Caenorhabditis auriculariae, 3467 nucleotides. Lineage: Eukaryota; Metazoa; Nematoda; Chromadorea; Rhabditida; Rhabditidae. The record is from the annotation of a GenBank genome assembly.
AUGAGCGAUCCGAUGCAGAAUGACCUUUUUGGGAACCAGGAACGUGGAAACCAGGAAACGAAUGCAGAAAGUCAGAGCCAAAAUGUCAGCAAAAAGCCCCCGGCCGACAUUGUGCCGACUCUCCGUUUUUAUAUCAACAACAUAAGAGAGCAGUUCUACAGGGCCACUGCUUACCUUGCAGAGAACAUUCAAAAGCGCGGCUUUAGUUGAAGCCAACAAAGCAUUCACGGUUUCUCGUCGGAAGUAAUAAAUAUAAUACAAUUUUUUGUAGGAAAUGUCUAUUCGCACGGAUAUCGAGCUCAACACUUUGAGGUCAUUGUGUUUGUUCUGCAUCGAACAUCUCAAAGAAUUGAAAGGAUUUGACCAGUUUGCUCAUCGGAUAAAUUUUCAGGUAACAUACAUGGAUUUUGCAAUCUCAAUUUGAAAUUCAGAAGGUCAUUCCAGAUCUGAAGGGGCUUGCGAGUGAAAUGACCUACAGAUUGAAGGAGUUCGGCAACGAUUUUGUGAAUAGUUAACAUUUGAAAAAGUUAACAAGAUUUGAUAAAAAGGAAAGUUAAAAACGAUCCUCAAUAGAUUACCGCAGAAUUAAAAAAACUCUAAAUUAAAUUUUGCACUUCAGAGCCAAUCAAAUAAUUUUUUUGAGUUCAAUUCGAAACUAUGAAAGAACUUUCCGAAUUUUUUUCAAUUUCAGUAUAUACAAAAAUAAAAUAUGAGAAUUUUUGCAAUACAAAUUUUUCCAGAUUGAAAAAAAUGCGAGCUGGAAGAAGAUUGUGGACACUCUGACCGGUUUAGCCGAAAAAAAUGGCGAAUACUUGAUUCGCAGAAAUAUUCCUUCGAUUCUGAAAUACUUGCUUAUUUUUGGCACAUUAUUCAUGUUAAAUGUAUUUUUUUCAUAAUUUUGUACAAUUUAACUUGUCUACUUGCUCAUUUUUUUGAUUGCAUAAAUGUUGGAAGUUUUCACGUCGCAAUUUUUUUGGUUCCAGUGGUUGAAAACCAUGCUUAUCUAUUUUUUCUUUCAGUUAUUCAUUUUUUUAUUUACUACUUUUUUUCUUGGCGUUUUUGAAAAGAAAGAGUUUAUUAAUAUAUCAAAAUGAACACCUUUUUCCAUUCAACUAGUCUGUUCGUUCAAAAAUUUUACGUAUUUCCUUUCGGACUUGCGGUGAGGUCAUUUAGAAAAAAAUGUAGGUCAAGCUAAUUUAUCCUUGGUCUCUAUCGUUUAUUGGAAUGAUAUUCCAUACUUUUUUCGAACUAAAGUUUUGUUUUUCUUUUUGUUGAUAACUUGUGUAUGUAUCAUUUUUUUGUUCUAGAAGAUCUUUUUCGCUCUUUGCUCGAAACAAAAAAUCACUCUUUCUUUGAUUUUCUUGAAAGUUUAUUCGAAGUGCUGACUCAGCAAUGAUGUGGUAGUUUUUAAUGGUUCAUUAGUUCUUAGUUUCAAGUACCACUAAAAUAUAAAUUCGAAUGGUACCGCAGUUUUACGGAAAGUUAUUUUUUUGAAUCUACUUGUCUAAUUGUGAAUCCAUUAAGUUUCAAUUUUUUUUUCCCUUAUUUUAUUGAUUUAAGAUAGAAUCUCUCUCGUAAGACGGUUCAUAACGGGUUAUAUUUCUUUCAAACAUUCUUAUUAUGUAUCUUCAUAUUUCACGUUCAAGGGCAAUAAAUAAAUAUAUAAACGUUGGUCUCUUUUCAGGAUUUCGUUGCGAGGAUGGCGGAGCCGGAUUACUGGGAUGAACAGCUACGGGACCUUCCUAUGAUCGAUUCCGGUAUCGGAAACGGGGAAGAAUAUUUGAUUCCGCUCCGCCAAACAAUCCUCAGAAUCUCGUGCUAUUUCUACAGGGCUAUGGCUGACCUUGCGGUCAAUUUGUUCAGAAACCGAAUUCAGGGACCCCACGAUUUUUUCCUGGUUUCUCUCGCAAUUAAAAUGCUUCUCAAGAAUUUUCUUGCAGAAAAUGGCUCACUUCGCCCUCAACGAAUGUCAGGCCAUCCUGUCGAUCUGUAAAAGCUGCCACGACCGUCUCGACGAAUUGACUUAUGAUGCGAGAUUCGCUCACCGUGUUAACAUGCAGGUAAUGUUCUAGGAUCUUUCAUUUUUUUCACCUUGGGAUUCAGGCGUUUGUACCAGACGUGUUUGGACUGAUUACGGAUAUCAAAAAAGGAUUGGAGGAUUUUGGGAUGGAACAGGUGAGAAUUUCCUGCAGCUAUUUUUAUAUUUGAUUAAUGGUUUGCAUCAAAAAUAGAUUAUCCAGUAAUUAAAUUUAGUGACACUAUGAAAAUCUCGUCCAAAAGUUCGCUAUGGUUUAUUUGAAAAAAAUGUCGGAAAUUAUUCUUUUUAAAACGAACAUCGGUUUUUUUAUAUUUUUUUCCAAUUACCUUGCUGCUUUUUUUGAUGGAAGUUUUGAAAUAACACUGAAACCGCUUUUUUUUGAAAUAAAUCUUUCCUUCGUGAUACUUCAGAAAAUAAAUGUCAACAGGCUGUUUAGUAUUUUUUUCUCUGUUAAAAAAAUCCUUUCUGGGCUGUUUGAAAGUUUUAAGGUCUUUAGACGAAAAGCGAAUAUAAAACGAAAUUAUUAUUUUCUUUUUUGGAGAAAUUGCUACCAAUCAAGCGAAGAAAUCGGAACAGUUUGAAAGAAAAUUUUUCGCAGUUUUUUUUAAAGAUGAACCUUCCUGCUUUGAGAAAUUUAAGUAAACGCGGCGAGUUAAAUUGAAGAAGUCACUUAAGAGUACUGAGCAGCCCAAGAACUAACCCUUGAAUCUGAUUCGCCGCGCGAGCUCUAAAAAUGAUUUUCAAACAUUUUAUUCAGGUCGAGAAGCAUCAGGGCUGGAUGGCGGUUACGGAUACUCUGAAAAUGGCCGGCGGCAAAAUGCUCUACACCAAAAUAUCAGAUAAAGAACGGAUGAGACUACAAGAACAACAAAGACUCGAGCAACAACAACAGCAAAAUCCCGAGGAACAUCAGCAGCAGCAGCAGCAGCAACUACAACAACAACAACAACAUCAGCAACAAGAUCCCCAGCAACUACAGCCACUAAAUCUGCAGCAACAUCAACAUCAGCAACUGCAACAUCAACAACAGCAACAGCAACUACAUUAUCAACAGCAGCAACUACAACAUCAACAGCAGCAACUACACCCGCUGAAUCUGCAGCAACAUCCGCAAAUGCUACAUCAACAGCAACAUCAACAGCAACAAGUACAUCCACUAACUCUGCAGCAACAACACCAGCUUCGACAACUACAGCUUCAACAACUACAGCUACCACAUAAUUUUCCACGGAUCCCGCAGCAACAUCAGCAGCAGCCACAACAGCACCAUCAGCACCAUCAGCCGCAGCAGCAGCAACUUCAGCAGCAGCAGCAACAUCAACUACAGCAGCAGCAACUUCAGCAGCAGCAACAGCAACAGCAGCCGCAACCGCAGCAACCGCAGCAGCCGCAACAGGGACAUCUUCCCCAGCCGGAAAAUCCGAAAUAA